AUGUCUUCUGCUGCUGCUAUCAGAUAUAGUGACAUGCUUAAAGUAGAUCCCAUGCCUAUUGCCGAUGAUGCUCUAUAUGUACAGACUUUGGAUGGUGGUCGUGGUGAAUUGAUAGAUUUCGAGGAUAUUAGAGAUAGAUCUGAUGAGGAAUGGUUACAAUCUCUGAGACCGUAA
Molecule: messenger RNA, 174 nt
Organism: Perkinsus marinus ATCC 50983
Lineage: Eukaryota; Perkinsozoa; Perkinsida; Perkinsidae
Exons: 3
Coding region: 1-174 (57 amino acids)
Source: RefSeq, a predicted model, not a curated record